Messenger RNA from Musca domestica (house fly), 1298 nucleotides. RefSeq names its product metallophosphoesterase 1 homolog (gene PGAP5). Gene Ontology annotation, molecular function: hydrolase activity. Bases 177 to 1259 code for a protein of 360 amino acids. Gene Ontology annotation, biological process: GPI anchor biosynthetic process. The transcript is spliced from 6 exons. The record is from RefSeq and is a predicted model, not a curated record. NCBI's taxonomy places the organism in Eukaryota, Metazoa, Arthropoda, Insecta, Diptera, Muscidae.
GCUUUCUGUUUAUUUUUUAUCAAGUAUUCUUUUGGCUUUAUAUUCGUUUCGUUGGAGAAGUCGACUUACCUUACCUUCUUAAGCGGUUUGAAAGGUUCAAAAGUUUUAAAUUGCUAAUAAUAUUUCUUAAGCGGAAUAAAUGAAAUUAAGGAUUCAACUGAAUUUGUUUAAUCGAAAUGAAUUGGCGUCGUUGCCUUUUUGUGAUCUUAUCUUCGAUGUUCUAUUGUGAAUUCCUGGGUGAUUAUAUAAAAUUGAAUUCAUGCUCAUGGCCAGCUCUAGAACCAAAUGAACUUCAUGCUAUGAUUAUUGCUGAUACCCAUUUAUUGGGACCUUUCCGGGGACACUGGCUGGACAAAUUAUAUCGUGAAUGGCAUAUGCGUAGAGCAUUUCAAGCGGCCUUGUUUCUGCACCGACCAGAUAUUAUUUUUGUUCUUGGGGAUUUAUUCGAUGAAGGUGACAUGGUUGAUCAUGAUGACUUUCGAGCAUAUGUUACGCGAUUUUAUAGUCACUUUCGAACCAACAUACCCAUAAUAAGUGCAGUGGGAAAUCAUGAUGUUGGAUUCCAUUAUAAAAUGCAUCCAUAUUUUAUGAAUCGGUUUGAGGAACAAUUCAACAACACGGGUGUUCAAAUGUAUACAUUAAGAGGCAUUCACUUUGUGCUCAUCAAUUCAAUGGCAAUGGAAAAUGAUGGCUGUGAAUUUUGUCAAACAGCUGUUGAGGAAUUGCACAGUGUUGCAGCUAAACUACAUUGCCUUAGGAAUCUUAAUACAUGUAAUGAUUUCGAAACAAUUAAAGAACACGUCAACUAUAGCCGUCCCAUAGUAUUGCAACAUUUCCCCACAUAUCGUAAAUCUGAUCGAUCAUGUAGAGAACAUGAUUCGCUUAGAAUUGAAGAAUAUCGAGAAAAAUGGGAGGUUCUAUCGAAAAAUUCGACAGAUUGGCUUGGCAAAUUACUGCAUCCGCGUUUAGCAUUUGCCGGUCAUUCACAUCAUUACUGUUAUUCCAUCAAUAGAUGGGGAAUUGAAGAGUAUACGGUUGCUUCAUUUAGUUGGCGAAAUAAAGUUAACCCCAGUUUUCUAAUGGCUUCCUUAAAUCCCACCAAACAUUCUGUGCACAAAUGUCCUAUGUUGGAGCAGCCAACCGUCUACAUACUGUACAUAUUUACCGGUUGCCUUUGUAUUAUAUUAAUUAUUAUAGACAUUUCAAAAUGGUUAUAUAGUUUAGUUAGAAGAUCAAAACCUCUUAUAAAAACUCAAUAAAUUUUUUACAUAAAUAAAUAAUUAAAUAAAUUUUAAUAA